Messenger RNA from Cordyceps fumosorosea ARSEF 2679, 984 nucleotides. RefSeq lists its product as hypothetical. The coding region runs from base 1 to 984 and encodes 327 amino acids. The transcript has 5 exons. The record is from RefSeq and is a predicted model, not a curated record. Gene Ontology annotation, molecular function: methyltransferase activity. NCBI's taxonomy places the organism in Eukaryota, Fungi, Ascomycota, Sordariomycetes, Hypocreales, Cordycipitaceae.
AUGUCUGGCACAAAUCCUGGCGGUCAAGGCCGAGGCAAUGAUCAAAAUAACCCCAGGGACUUGAGCCAAUACGAGUUCUCCUUCAACUAUGCACUACCAUCCACCGAAAUAGAGCCCGAUCCAGCGGUAGAAGACAUCGUCGAAUCGUCAUGGUCGCUUUCGGAGAGCAUCAAAAACUUCCCAACCGAGUUUGGCAGAACAUAUCACGCAUACAAGGCUGGAUCAUACGCUUUUCCCAACGAUACCCUCGAGCAAGAACGCCUAUUCCUGCAAUUCAAUGCUAUGACGCGGCUUUUUGGGGGAAAGUUGUAUUUCGCUCCUCUGUCAGCUCAAAAUCCUCCGCGAUUAAUACUCGAUGUGGCAACCGGCACGGGAGACUGGGCUAUUCAAAUGGGUGACGAGUUUCCACAAACGCAAAUCGUGGCGACAGACUUGUCUCCUAUUCAACCAGAAGAUGUACCGCCCAACGUGUCUUUCUUUGUUGAGGACUCAUCCGAACCUUGGGAGUACUCUCAAAACUACGACUAUAUCCAUACACGAGUAACAUCCGGUUGCUGGUCGUCUUUUGAAGAACAGAUAGCCAAGCAAGCGUUUGAAAAUCUGCAGCCCGGCGGAUGGUUCGAGUCUCAAGAGUUCGAUGCUGUCAUCACAAGCGAUGACGGCACAUUGUCACCAGAUUCGGCACUGGCCCGAUGGUUCCACGACAUGGCCGUUGCCGGCGACAUGUGCGACCGACCCACCGUUAUGGCGCAUAAGCUUCGUGAGGUGUACGAGCGCGUGGGAUUCGUAGACGUGCAGGAGCAGGUAUUCAAGAUGCCGAGCAACGGGUGGGCAAAGGACGAGAGGCUCAAGGACAUUGGCCGCAUGUGGGAGAGAAACAUCAUCUCCGGCCUAUCUGGCUUCUCUCUUCGUAUGUUUAACCGGGCGUUUAACAGAACACCAGAAGAGAUUGAGGUAUGCUUCUACUGCCUCUCCAUGCUAUAG